AUGGUGGUGGCGGCGGCGGCUGCGUGGCUGCUCCUGGGGGCUGUGGCCUGCGCGCAGCGCGAACAGGACUUCUACAACUUCAAGGCGGUGAACAUCAGGGGCAAGCUGGUGUCCCUCGAGAAGUACCGCGGCUCGGUGUCCCUGGUGGUGAACGUGGCCAGUGAGUGUGGCUUCACAGAGCAGCACUACAAAGCUCUGCAGCAGCUGCAGCGGGACCUGGGGCCUCAGCACUUCAACGUCCUCGGCUUCCCCUGCAACCAGUUUGGCCAGCAGGAGCCCGACAGCAACAGGGAGAUCGAGAGCUUUGUGCGUCGCACUUACAGUGUCUCCUUCCCCAUGUUUAGCAAAAUCGCUGUCACCGGCACAGGGGCGCACCCUGCCUUCAAGUACCUGACCCAGACUUCUGGGAAGGAGCCCACCUGGAACUUCUGGAAGUAUCUAGUGGCCCCUGAUGGGAAGGUAGUAGGGGCAUGGGACCCAACUGUGUCCGUGGAGGAGAUCAGGCCCCAGAUCAAUGCACUUGUGAGGAAGCUCAUCCUGAAAAAUAGAGAUGACUUAUAAAUGCCCUCUCCUCUUCUGCAGUC
Suncus etruscus (white-toothed pygmy shrew) is the source of this 584-nucleotide messenger RNA. It is a transcript of the gene GPX7, whose product is annotated as glutathione peroxidase 7. Bases 1 to 561 code for a protein of 186 amino acids. Gene Ontology annotation, molecular function: glutathione peroxidase activity. The record is from RefSeq and is a predicted model, not a curated record. The transcript has 3 exons. Lineage: Eukaryota; Metazoa; Chordata; Mammalia; Eulipotyphla; Soricidae. Gene Ontology annotation, biological process: response to oxidative stress.